Molecule: messenger RNA, 2289 nt
Organism: Trypanosoma cruzi
Lineage: Eukaryota; Euglenozoa; Kinetoplastea; Trypanosomatida; Trypanosomatidae
Exons: 1
Coding region: 1-2289 (762 amino acids)
Molecular function (GO): metal ion binding; 5'-flap endonuclease activity
Source: RefSeq, a predicted model, not a curated record
AUGGGGAUUAAAGGACUGUGGUCGGAGGUGCGGCCCGUGUGUCGUCAAUCACACCUUUCGAACUUUCGUGGUCAGCGCGUGGCUGUGGACAUGUACGUGUGGCUGCACCGGAGUAUUUUGGGUAGCGUUCAAUUGGGCACGAGGGCUGACGCAGAGGCGUUUAUUGAGUGUGCUGAGAUGACAUCCGAGGCCGUUGAUGCAGGCAGUUCUGUUCUUCUUAGCAACAAAUUCUUACAGUUUGUGAUGGGUCGUGUGGACCUCAUGUUAAGGUGUGGCGUCCACCCUGUGCUAGUCUUUGAUGGGGCCCCGAUUCCCAUGAAGCAGGGCACAGAAGCGGAGCGACAGAUGCUCCGUGCGGCACGCCUAGCAGAGGCGUUACAAGUGCUAAAACAGGGAGGUCCAUCGAAUCCCCGCGCCAGGCAGGAGGCAGCACAGCUGCUGGAGAAGGGUAUGGACAUCACCACGGAGCUGGCACAUGCUGUGAUUCAGGUGCUAAAAGAACGACGACUGGAGUGCAUUGUUGCCCCAUAUGAGGCGGAUGCUCAAUUGGCGUAUUUGUGCAAGGAGGGUUAUGUGCAGGCGGUUGUAUCGGAGGACAGUGACCUCAUUGCGUACCACUGCCCGUGCCUCAUUGCCAAACUGGAUGCUCAUGGUGGCUGCGAGGUGCUCUUUGCACAGGACUUACCGCGGUGUCCGAGCUUUUACGGGUUGUCAUAUGAGUCGUUUUUGGUUGGCUGUAUUCUUAGCGGAUGUGACUACCUUCCGAGUCUGCGGCACAUUGGGGUGAAGAAGGCAUUCCGUCUGGUUGCCCAGGCCACAUCGGUUCCAAGUAUCAUGCGGUCCUUGGAGGUUAAAUUUGGGUUUUCCAAAGAGGAAUUAGAUGCAUACGAGGCAAAGUUGCAACAGGCCUUUUACUGCUUUGCACAUCAUUUUGUAUUUGAUCCUGUUCGCAAGGAAGUCAUGCACCUGACCCCGCUUCCACGAGGGAUUCCGCUCAAGACGAACCUUCUUGGCGAGGCGCUACGAAAAGAUAUCGCGGAAAAGGUCUGCGCGGAGUGCCUGUACGACCCCGUCACGAAGGCGUUGUACCGGGGCAGCUACUUGUACUGUGUACAGGAGUACUGGAAGCACACGAGAGGGGGACAGACUCCGCUGAAUUCUUACAGUGGGUUUAGAGAUAUGCAGUCACCGCGGGUGACGAUUCUUUUGAGUUCGAGUGGCACCGACACAACAGGGCGGCGUGCCUCUCCCACCACGACAUUCUUUUCAUCACCGCUGCAAAAGGUCAGUGAGGCCAAGGGGUUCUGCGAAAAAGCGACUCGCAACGUGGCCUUGGUACGCUCCAAGUACUUUACACAAGGACGCUGGAAGGUGGAGGAUUGGGAGAGCGAAGAUAGUGAGACGACGGCAACAACAACAACAACCACACAAACAACGCCUAUAACAACCACAGUUGAAAGUGCCGCUAGUACUACGACGACAGCCACCACCGCCGCCGCUGGCUGUGUGGAGGAGAGGGGCGAGGGAGCCUCGUGGUGUUUGUCGUCUCUUCGGUUUGUGGUGAAAGAUGAUCCCAUGCGGGGAUCUUCGCCAACUGCCUCCGUAUCCUCUACAAAUCAGACGCAGGAUGACGGGUUUGCGACACAAGAGCAAGGCAGUUUUGUGCAAGCCAAAGCACCUUGCUUCUCAUCACCUCCUGUCUUACCACCCCUCACGACGGUGCCCACACGGGAGGGAACAAAGACACUGGAUGCCAACGAGAGUCAGCAGCAACAUGAGACGAGUGGAUGUCCUUUUGGCUACGUCCAAUGUGGACGACGGCAUUCCAUUUUUGAACUGUGCUUUCAGGGAAGGAAUUGGUCAAAGGACUCCAAUCCUGUUGCUUACGAAGGGAGGGCGAACCAAGUGGUGGACGAGACCCAGAAUAUUGGUGCUGGUAGUAGCAGUGACACCAACUGCCUUGGUGUAUCGUCUCAUUCUUCCUUGCGGACAGGGGCCGGUGAAAAGCGUCAACGAGAAUCGGCUCUGCCACCUUCAUUUCGACCCGUUUUUAGACCUCCGGCCUCUACCAGCGGGAGAUCGACGGUUGCUUCAUCACAUGCGGAUAAAAUGCCUCCUGCUGCUAAGAGAAGGGUGCUGUCUUCCACGGAACAGGCCAAGCAACUGAUGAGGCGAUUUACCCCUGGGAGCUCCGCCGCCUCCACGGUGGAUUCCGAGGCGGAUAAUUCCAGCCAUAUGAACGGAGGGGCGGCUGAGCUUUUUAAAAAACUGACGUUUGCGCGACAGUGA